Ambispora gerdemannii is the source of this 1128-nucleotide messenger RNA. The record is from the annotation of a GenBank genome assembly. Lineage: Eukaryota; Fungi; Glomeromycota; Glomeromycetes; Archaeosporales; Ambisporaceae.
AUGACAACCAAUCAAUUCUCAGACCAACUAAGCAAAGAAGUACAGCUAGCAACCAAAUAUGUAAAGGAUUACUUUAUCGUGACUGAUUGGUGGCCAGCCGACAAUCCGAUGGAGUUUUUUUUAAAGAUGAAAAAAAGGGAGUAUGAAAACGAUCGUGACUGCAAGGAAGAAAAAAUCAUCUCUUCAUCAUCGAAUGCUGAUGGUGGUUCCUACAAGCCACUUUCGAACAUAUUACGUGAUUCGGUUGAAUUGGCAACCAAUCUACUGGAAGAGCAAUUUGAAGUCAUUUCCCUAAAACCAAAAGUACCUUCGAAGCAAGAUGCAUUUGUUUUCGACGCUUUCGGAGAACUUAUAAAGGCUUUUGCGAAAACUGAGACACAAAAUAGCAAUAAUAAUAACAAGAAAGUGCAGGAAAUCAGUGGAUCUGAGAAGCGCUUUGUCGAAGUUCUUUAUAAAAGACCACCAAAAAAAGUUAAGACCUCUCCUCCUUCAGUAAGACCCUCAAUUAAAUACGUUUCAACCAUAAGAAAGGCGCCAAAAACAACUCACAAGACAAAAGAAUGUAUUGUCUGUCUUGAAAACAAAGAACUAACUCACUUCCCAAAAAUCACAAAUCAAUGCUCUCACGAAAACACAGUAUGCAAAGAGUGUAUUAAAAAGUAUAUUGAGGUCGAAGUGCAAGAUAAAGGAAUCAUUGAAAUACAAUGUCCUGAGAAAAACUGUAAAACAAUUUUGCAAGAGCAGGAUAUUCGGCGAUUUGCUUCCAAGGAAGUAUCUGACCGAUUCUUGACGUUGACAGCAAAAGCAGCAUGUUCGCAAAUACCAGAUUUUCAUUAUUGUUUAAAUCCGAAUUGCAGUUCAGGUCAAAUUCACUACGAAGGAGGAUCCAGCUGCCCACAAUGCCAACUUGCACGAGCACAAGCUGAAAAAGAACAAGCUGAAAAAGAAGCCGAAAAAGAAGCCAUGCGUCUGGAAACAUUACGAAAAUUCAAUGAAGAAUCGGAAAAGUUUAUCGAGUUGAAAACUAAGGCGUGUCCUGCUUGCACGAGACGAAUUGAAAAAAAUGAGGGGUGUGAUCAUAUGACCUGUAAAGCUCCUUCAUGCGGUUAUGAGUUUUGUUGGUUGUGA